AUGACUCAAUUACAAGGUCAUAAAGUUUAUGAGUCAUCAAACUUAAAGUUAAUGAAAUAUCUCACGUGGUUUUCAAAAGAGAGAGAGAAAGAACGAUUAGAAAAUGGUUUUAUCAGAUCAACAAAAGGUUUACUUGCAAUCGGAAAUUUAUUGUUUUUAGCAGGUAUAGGAUUGGGACUUGGUCUCGUUAGAACAUAUACUUUCUUCUUCCAAAAGAAAAAGAUGAAGGGAACUAUCUGUUUCUUCUUUGGUAUCUUUUUGGUGAUUGUAGGACGUACUAUUUUUGGUUUAGCAAUCGAAGCAUUUGGUUUUAUUAAUCUAUUUGGUGAUGCAUUCCCAAUUGUAAUUGCAAUUUUAAGAAAACUUCCAAUCAUCGGAAAUAUUUUGAAUCAUCCAACAAUCAAUAAUUGGUUAAAUAGAACAGAUGCAGGAAGUGAAUUACCUUUUUAA
Heterostelium album PN500 is the source of this 450-nucleotide messenger RNA. It is a transcript of the gene golt1, whose product is annotated as golgi transport protein 1. The coding region runs from base 1 to 450 and encodes 149 amino acids. Gene Ontology annotation, cellular component: membrane; endoplasmic reticulum. Lineage: Eukaryota; Evosea; Eumycetozoa; Acytosteliales; Acytosteliaceae. The transcript has 5 exons. Gene Ontology annotation, biological process: retrograde transport, endosome to Golgi; endoplasmic reticulum to Golgi vesicle-mediated transport. The record is from RefSeq and is a predicted model, not a curated record.